This is a messenger RNA of Striga asiatica, 2682 nucleotides long. Lineage: Eukaryota; Viridiplantae; Streptophyta; Magnoliopsida; Lamiales; Orobanchaceae. The record is from the annotation of a GenBank genome assembly.
CCAAAAUCCACCAAAUUCCUCUUUGCUUUAGCACGCUUUUAAUUAUCGUCAUAUAUAGCUUUUGCAUAUAAAAUGUGUGCAAAAGGCAAAAACGAUUCAAGCUUACACUUGUUGGGCCAUUUUCAUUUCUGUUCCCUCUCGUGGGAAUUGAUCUCUGUUUGAAGCAGGGCAGAUUUGAGAAAUUUGAGGUGCUCGAACAAAAUGGGUGUCCUAUUCUCGGACAUUGGAAUCUCCAAAUUGAAAAAAAGUGCGAUCUUUACAAUCAGAGAGUGUUUUAGAUCUGCCCGCAAUCACCCAUUGCUUGUGUGCAAUCUGUGUUUCUUGAUUUUUCUGCACAGAACAUUCCCUUUUGUUUUCUCUCUUCUGGUCACUGCUUCCCCUGUACUGAUAUGCACCGCAAUCUUGCUCGGGGCCUUCUUGAGUUUCGCCCAGCCGAACGUACCGGAUUUCGAAAGGCACGAAAAAACGGGGCCUGUCGAAAACGAGGUUUCGUCUAGAGAUGCCGUUUUUGUCGAGCAAAACGAGCCCGGUUAUUGUGCCGACAAAAGGGAUGAUGGGUUAGAUCGAAUUUCGACCGUCCAAAUCGGCCGAGAGUCUAAUGGCUCGAACGUCGAGGAGAAAAUCGAGUCGGGUAGUGAUGAAAUUUGGGAGGAAUGCGACGAGGAGAGGCUCGGCGAAGAGGGUAAACUCGUCGAGGAGAAUCGCUACUUAUCCACGCCAAAGGAUAACGAAGAAAAAGACGGAAAAUCGGACGACGACGAGGGGUCGUUCGAUUCGGAAGCGGCCGACUUGGGUUCGCCAAACUCUCCCCAUUCAUCUUGGAAGCAUGUUGGAAGUGACGUGGACGAUGAUGAUGUGGACGAUGAUGACGUGGACUCCGGGUCGUCUGUAACCUCGUCACCCGACCCAUCCGUGGCAUCCGACAUGAUGCCGAUGCUCGACGAGCUCCAUCCUCUCCUCGACGAGGACUCGUCGAACCAAAUCCUCAUCUCGCAAAACGCGUCGAGCCUCGCCUCCUCCGAGUCGAGCACGAGCACGAGCAGCAUUGACUCGAUCGACAAAAUCGAGGAUUAUGAAGAAGAUAAAGACGAGGAGGAGGAGCAGUCAAAAUCGGCCAUCACGUGGACCGACGAAGACCAGAAGAAUCUCAUGGACUUGGGUAGCUCGGAAAUCGAGAGGAACCAACGGCUCGAAAAUCUCAUCUUGAGACGCCGGAGGAAGAACGUAAGCAUGGUGCCAGAGAUCAAUCUCAUCGACCUCGAGGGAAGCGGCUCGGAUUUCCUUCCGCCGCCGCCGGCCGUCUCGACCGCUCGGAAAAACCCGUUCGACCUCCCGAAUGAUGAAAAUGCCCCCGGCUCGGCUCCCUCGGUACUCGUGCAGAGAAGGAACCCUUUCGAGUACGUCUUCCCGUACGAGAUUGUUGGCCCCCCGGAGACGGGUUUCGUUCCGUUCGGCCGACAGUCGAGCGGCGACUCAAACACGGAGUCGGUCAAAUCGGAGGACCAGCGGAAGCUUCCGGAAGAAUCUACCGAGGAAGAAGAAGAUUCGAUAAACGAGCCACCUCGGCUGAUCUCGGAUAUGAAUCACGUCUCGGAGCAUAUAGGGCAUGGGAGCCAGUCCUCCUCGGAUGAAGAAGAUCUCUCGAAAAGAAAACGAGUCGAUAAUGGUUCUUGUUCGGAAUCAGAAAACGAAGGGCCUGCUCGGGUUUUGCAGGAGAGUGUAUUAGCCGACGAGAAUCCGCAAAGGGAGCCCGUUUAUGAUUCGAGCCCGCAUUCGAUUAGGAAAAAUAUGUCGUCGUGUUCUGUUUCUUCUGAAGUGAAUGCCGAGCCUGGCGCCAGCCUGGCGCAUGUGGUGGUCAAGCGCACGGUGUCUUUUUUGGAGGAGGAGAAUCGUGCAGACGAGCGUGGAGAUGGAGAUUCGAAAAUGGAAAUUCAUGUGAAUGAUAAUGAUAAUGAUGAUAACAAUAAUGACGAGGGGGAAAAAGUCGAGUCGCCAGAUUCUGGUGGCGAUUAUCAAGAGGCGAACGAGAAAUUAGUGUCGACACCUUCGGCUGGAGGGAGCACGACUCUUUCUAACUACAUUGCCAUGCACGAGCGAAAUUUCGACCAUCCUGAGGAAGUACCGGUUCCAAAUACACCCGUUGAGUCGAACGAGAGAGUUCGAACCAUACAUAAUCUCAACAUACCGGAAAUUUACGAGCUCGAUCACGAGACCUCGCCGAGCCUUGGCUCUCCUUACAGUCCAGAUUUCAUUUCCAUGCCGUCGAGUGCUGGGUCCCACGUAAAUAUGCAGACUAUACAAGAAGAAACCGAUGAUGGAGGUUUACUGUCGGAAUUAGACAGCGUGGGUGAUUUUAGCGUCACUUCUGGCUCGGAAUCGAACGAAUCUGAAAAGCACGAAAAUGAAGCUAAUACUAAUCUUGUUGAUUCCGAAGUGAAAGAAGAUGAGCGGAGGGUAAUUAAUAUUUCUCAAGAAAACGAAACUGGCGUGCAGUUGGUGGUGGGCCCCACGCUUGAUUUACCGAUUCUUGAUUCCGUAGAAGAGACUCGCGAAAAUCUUGACUCGGUUGAUUCGGGAGACGAGCAAGAAACUUCUGGCUUGCGCCGUGUUGAAGAAAUUAUUGAUCCUCAAAGUUCAAGUUUGCGCGCGAAGAAAUCGUUAGAUGAUGAAAACUCGGAGAAA